This is a messenger RNA of Fragaria vesca subsp. vesca, 869 nucleotides long. Its product is annotated as universal stress protein YxiE-like. The record is from RefSeq and is a predicted model, not a curated record. The transcript is spliced from 3 exons. Bases 62 to 676 code for a protein of 204 amino acids. Lineage: Eukaryota; Viridiplantae; Streptophyta; Magnoliopsida; Rosales; Rosaceae.
CACAAACUCACCCCAUUUAUAUACCACCAGAAACCAACCUGUUCGACCACACCAAUCUCCAAUGGAGUACACAUACGACGCAGGUAGCGGUACCACAGAGCAGACUGCCCCAUUGGUACACGGUGGGGCUGAGGGACUGAGAAGAACGAAGAUGAGGGUGAUGGUCGCCAUCGAUGAAAGUGACUCGAGCUUCUAUGCUCUCACCUGGGCGCUUGACCAUCUCUUUAUCAACCCACCGAGCACGGUGGAAGGCGGCGAGGGGGAGGCCGGGUUGGUGACGGUGGUCCACGUCACGCAGCCGUUUCAGCACUUUGUGUACCCUGCUGGACCUGGCGGAGCAACCUAUUAUGCUUCUGCCUCGGUGGUGGAGUCGGUGAAGAAAGCUCAGGAGGAGAGCUCUGCUGCCAUUCUCUCCCGCGCUUUGCAGAUUUGCAAGGACAGGAUGAUCAAAGCAGAAACUCUGAUUAUGACUGGAGAUCCAAAGGACGUGAUUUGUCAAGCCACAGAGCAGAUGCAUGUAGAUCUUCUUGUUGUAGGUAGUCGUGGCCUGGGCAUGGUUAAGAGGGCAUUCCUAGGAAGUGUGAGCGACUAUUGCGCACAUCAUGCAGCAUGUCCAGUCGUGAUCGUGAAGCCACCAAGGGGAACCGGAUCAAAGGGCUCUGCAUCUAAGAAGUAGGUCGCCAUGUUGGCUUCAGUAUCAUUUGAAGUGCCAACUCUAGUACCUAAGUAGUCAAAAGUGUGUAAAUUAAUUGCAGCGUUUCAGCUUGUGGUUAUAUAUAUAUAUAUAUAUAUAUAUAUAUAUAUAUAUAUAUAUAUAUAUAUAUAUAUAUAUGUUCCUUCUAAUAAGUUAUUAAUGCAAUUUCAGACUU